AUGUCGUUCGAAGUUGACUUUCAACAGUUUCUGGUUGAUCUUCCUGGACAACUAUCUCAGGCUCGACGACAAGCUUUCAGUAGUAAUUUGAAUAUGCUCGAAUUUUGGAAUAGACGUUUGCAAGACUUUUUACAUGUUUUAAGCGUUUUCAUUAGGAGGUGUGAAUGUGCGACAGAAACACCUGAAAGUUUGUGUGUGUAUCUAAGAGAGCUUUUUGUAGAAAUUGGUAAUCUACACAAUUUAGUUGAGAGUAACAUCUUUGCUGAUGAAAGCUACUUACCAGAAAUGACUGCACACUCUGUUAGGUGCCCUGAAGAGCACAAUGAAGGUGCCUGUGGCAGACCUAGAAAAUUAUUAGAGAAGGAAGAAAUUGCGAACCUGUUUGAGAUACACAAUUCAUGGCAUACAGUAGCUCAACUAUUGGGAAUAUCAGAGAAAACUUUGAGGAGGAGGAGACAUGAGUAUGGUAUGAGCAUUGCAAGUUCUGUGGGACCACGUUCAACCUUUACCAAAAUAUCAGAUGAGGACUUGUGUACAGUUAUCAGUGAUGCUUUGAGGAUAUUACCUAAUGCUGGGGAAAGCUACAUAAUUGGUGCUUGCAGAUCAAGAAAUCUUCACGUGCAAAGGUGGCGCAUUAGAGAGGCUAUUCUAAGAGUUGACCCAGUCAGCAGAGCAUUGCGAAGGACAACUAGCAUUAUUAGGCGGACCUACAGUGUUCCUGCGCCAAAUUCUCUAUGGCAUAUUGAUGGCCACCAUAAGCUAAUUAGAUGGAGAUUUGUUAUUCAUGGAGGGAUUGAUGGAUAUAGUCGACUCAUUGUUUUUUUGAAGUGCAGCACAAACAACUUGUCCAAUACUGUUCUGGCACUUUUUCAGGAAGCUGUUGCUGUUUAUGGAUUACCAUCCAGAGUUCGAGGUGAUUUUGGGGUUGAGAAUGUGAAGGUGGCACAAUAUAUGCUAAAUCACCCACAGAGAGGGAUCAAUCGUGGAAGUAUGAUAUUGGGUAGUUCCGUUCACAACCAAAGAAUUGAGCGUCUGUGGGGGGAAGUAAAACGUGUUGUAGUGGGACAUUACCAAAACAUAUUUUACUUUUUGGAAAAUCAAGCACUCCUUGACCCCUUGGAUGAAAUACAUCUUCAUUCCCUUCACUAUGUCUAUUUGCCACGAAUAAACAAAGCUCUUAAAGAAAUGUCCAAUGUCUGGGCAUUUCAUCCUCUCUCUUCCGCUCAAAACCGAUCACCUAAUCAACUUUGGCAUCUUGGAUUAUCAAGAUUUCACAACUUGGACCCAGAGACAGAAGACCAGGCUUUGGUUGGCAAUUGGAAUGAAUAUGGGUUGGAUGAAGAUGCACCUUUGCCAAAUGUCAAUACUGAUAAUAAUGUUCAGGUACCUGAUAAUAGGAUACAACUGACAGAGGAGCAAAUUGAACUUUUGGGAGCAGCGAUAGAUCCAAUGGCUUUUGAUGAUAACGAGGGCAUCAACAUUUACCAGGAAACGGUGCAAUAUUUAAAAGAUUUAUUAUCUGAAUAA
Messenger RNA from Rhopilema esculentum, 1527 nucleotides. NCBI's taxonomy places the organism in Eukaryota, Metazoa, Cnidaria, Scyphozoa, Rhizostomeae, Rhizostomatidae. The record is from RefSeq and is a predicted model, not a curated record.